CUGGACUCGGACGAUGCAUCACAACAAAGCGCUUUUCACGGACCACCUGCGCACAUUGCCGCUCGCUUCUACCGCAGUCAGAGACGUAAGAGUUCUGCUGCUUCGUCGCGAAGAAACUCGUUGUCUUCCGCGCAAUCGCAUACCUCUGGACGCUCGUCGCGCCGGAACUCAUACGGAGGAUGCCAGUCCACCUAUAUCGCCCAGCAUCUUCGCCGCGCCUCCAUAAUUGAGUCGCGAAAGGCUCGCCUAGCAGAUCGAGCUGCACAUGCCGAGCAGGUGCGAUUGCGCGCUGCUCUUGCCAAAGCUGCGCCACGAGGCAGCACCACAAGUAGUGAGGAACGCGCGCUUGCUGCUCAGGUCGCCAAGGAGAAGUACUUGGCAAAGGUCGCGGCAGCAUGUGCGGAAGAAGUUGCGCGCGCAAAGCGCAUCGCGGAGCAGGUCAAGGAGCGGAAGCUGGCUGAGGAGACGCGUGUGCGCAUGGAGAUGGAAGAGCGCCAUGCCGAAGCCGAGAAGAGACGAGCUGAGUAUCAACGGAACUUGCAAGCACGCAGGGCGAGACGUGCGGACAGUGCUGAGAAGAAGUUGGCCGUACUGGAGGAGGAUGUCAAGCUUCUGGACGAGAGUGCUGCUGCUCAGCGUAUACAGCAUGCCUGGCGUCUUCAUAUGCGCAGCAAGCCAGUGCGAGCCUUCAGACAGUGCUACGUGAUUGCCGACCGCUUCCGGAAUUCGACAUUUGAGGAAAUGACUGCCUUCGUUGCCGAUACGCCAGUCAUCGAUGCCACCACUGCCAUACUGACGCACCUCGGGCUACAAGAUGAGAACGAUGCUAACGCUGCCUUGAACACCAGGACUUUCCUCAGCGCCUACAUGAUAAUUGGACACCCAACUUCGGUACUGAUCAACAAGACUGGAGCACAGGAAUCAGACUUGAUCACGAAAGCAUCAGAACUUGUUGGCCAAUUCGAAGCUUCAGUUGCGCGACUCGCUCGCUGGAACAAUUAUACUGCGAAUCCCAUCCAACUUGAGGCUCUUUCUCAGCUGUACACUGCAUACACUUCAGCUUUUGCUGCAUGGCGCCUGCAGGACUCCAGUGUCCUCAUCGAGGGCAUGGUUGCGUCUUUCGUGGAGCUGGAUGCAAUUUGGCAGACCGUCAAGGACGAUAGUCGUGGCGAGGUCGCUACUGAUUACCGCGAAGGCAUUCGCGACAACCAGGUCAUGCUCCUGAGCAGAAUCCGCAAGCUCGCCGGGCCGGAAAGGGCAGAUCGAUUGAUCAAGAAGGCAAUAAGUGAAAGUCGAAGGCGUAGACCGAAACGGCGACCAGCUGCAGAAGUAAGGCCUCGCGGUGUAGAAGCAAUCACUCCUGAAGCGGCCGCUUCGUCUGAACAGGCUGUGGAGGAGGCUGCUCUUCCUACUACAGCCCUUGGAUCAGGCGAGCUCAACAAGCUUUUCACGAGCAUGCCUAGCAAUCGCGUUCUGACACACGAGCUUGCGAUUGACAAAGAUUUCAAGCUCGCAGACAAGCACAGCGAGCUUCGAGAUCAUCUCUAUCGCAGCAUCUGCGAAAGCAUGAAGGCUGGCUUCGAAGCGGGCAACAGUGCUCUAUGGACCGUUUCUGCAGCAGAAAAUGUUCGUGAAAAGUUAUUACGAAUGCUGAAACCUGGAAACAGCAUGCAUACGAUGAUAUCUGAGGCCUUGGACCUGGAAAACAUUAAUCGACAGUGUCAACAAGGCGUGUUUUCUUAUUCCGGCUUCUUCAGCUUCAUGGCCAAUGUGCUGCCGAAGCUUUGUGCACCAUUCCGGGACCAGGAAGUAAAGAUUCUGGCUGAACAGCUGCGUUCAGAAGAGAAUGGCGAUGAGCUGAGUAUCAUGAUCGAGAAGCUAUUCAAACUUUUGCGCAUGGUGGAUUUGUUGAGCCUGGACUACACCAACUUCAUGAUUAUGAAUGCGGCACCAACAUUGAUCAAGGAAGCGGCCGGGUACGAGCAGCGGCAGUUUGGCAAGGAUCUUGAGGCGCAUGCCAUCACCCUGACCCAGACAAGGCGGUGGUGGCAGUCGGCCCAGGCUACGUUGAGCGCGGAAGCUGAUCGAAGGGACCCAGAUGGGAUCAGAAAUCCAGCAGAUCGACCAUCGCCACAAGCCAUCUACACGCAUGCGCUUGUUGAGUCAACAGUAUCUCAAGCUGAGAUUGAUGCCACUCUGCUGCCAGAGACUCUGCAUCUGGAUCUUGAGCGCCUGCGCAAGAUUCGCGCCAAGGCCAUCAGAAUUGCAGUCAUUGGCGCUGUAUUCCUGACUACCAAGAAUCUGCUUAAGCGUGACACCAGAAGUCAAUGGAAGGUUCAGGCCAAUCGACUGUGGACUUUGCUGAGCAAUGAGCCCUAUGAGACGACCGAGGAUCCCAAUACGGCACAGAAAGCCUUCUCCGUCCUCGAGACAGCGCAUAACAUGCCUGAUACGACCAAGCAGGCCGUGGCGAGCACGAUUCGCCGUUUCUUCGCACAAGCAGCACAAGUCAGCGCUGGUCGAGCCAACUUCACAGACCCAGUCCUGAAAGUCCUCUUCCAACGACUCAAGUCCCACAUCAUGAGUCGUCUCAUGGCGGAGACUUCAGCAGACAGAGUGCGCGCCGCAUCCUCAGCUUCUGAGAAACUGGCUUCGAGCGGUAUGGCCGAGUUUGUGCCGCAUGUUGCCACCAUUGUUGAUAUUUUAGAACGGGUGAGGAAGGUUGAUUGGGAAGGGCAUGGAACAUGGUAUGAGAGAAUUUCACAGGAG
Molecule: messenger RNA, 2769 nt
Organism: Pseudocercospora fijiensis CIRAD86
Lineage: Eukaryota; Fungi; Ascomycota; Dothideomycetes; Mycosphaerellales; Mycosphaerellaceae
Exons: 2
Source: RefSeq, a predicted model, not a curated record